This is a messenger RNA of Myxocyprinus asiaticus (Chinese sucker), 7956 nucleotides long. RefSeq names its product adenylate cyclase type 9-like. Lineage: Eukaryota; Metazoa; Chordata; Actinopteri; Cypriniformes; Catostomidae. Bases 14 to 4282 code for a protein of 1422 amino acids. The transcript has 10 exons. The record is from RefSeq and is a predicted model, not a curated record. Gene Ontology annotation, molecular function: adenylate cyclase activity. Gene Ontology annotation, biological process: intracellular signal transduction; adenylate cyclase-activating G protein-coupled receptor signaling pathway; cyclic nucleotide biosynthetic process.
UUGUCUCAUCACCAUGGCAUUGCCACAGCAGCACCAGCCGCUGCAGGAGACUGAGGUUUGCUGUGAUAGUAAAGGAGGUGCCGUUACUGUGCGGAUAACUGACACCCACCAUCAACAGGUGGGCCCAGGACGAGAGGGUGAGUGUGCUGAUGUGCCCAGUGGCAUGGGUUCCUCCAAGCCCUGCAAGUAUAGUAUCUCAUCCAGCUGCAGCUUUGGGGAGUUGGGUGGACCCAGGGUUACCAUAACUCAUCUGAGUAAUCAGAGGAGAGUUCCACCGCUGUUUGAAAGGUCUGCUGCACAGUGCUGGGACCCUAAAUUUGACUCAUCCAUACUGGAGGAGGCAUGCAGGGAGCGAUGCUUUCCCCAGACACAAAGACGAUUCCGCUAUAUCCUCUUUUACCUCGCCAUUGCAGCACUCCUUUGGGGGGUGUACUUUGGGAUCAAUAGCUCCAGGUGUAAUCCUACAAACUUCCUGGUCCCUACUGCAGGGUUCCUCAUAAUCUGCCUCCUCCUUCUCUGGUUUACCUUCUCGAGGCCGUAUGUGCGUCUCUAUAACCACGCCUCCUUCCUGCUUACAGUAAUCAUGUUCAGCAUCACAUUGGCACCACAGACCCAGACUGCUUACUUUGCUCAUUUUGGUGGACAGAGAGUGGGCAAUCAAUCACUACUACCCCCUGUUGGUGAGGAGUCUUCCCAACAUGCUCCUUGUAUAUCACCUGUUGGAACAUUUUCCCUUUGUAUGGAGGUGCUGCUCUUGUUGUACAGUGUUUUGCAUCUACGCCUGUAUGCCUCUGUGCUCCUUGGACUCCUGUAUUCUGUGCUCUUUGAGGCUUUAGGCUGGCUGCAACUGGCUCAGUUGAAUGGUAGUGAUGUAGAGUCAUGGGCCAAUGGCGAAGGUCCAAGUUCAGACUGGGAAAUGCUGAGGUGGCUUUUCCCAGGUAAAGCCCUGCUGCACCUGUGCGCCCAUGUCAUCGGCAUCCACAUAUUUAUUAUGUCUGAAGUGCGUUCUCGGAGUACCUUUCUAAAGGUAGGGCAGGCAAUCAUGCACGGCAAGGAUCUUGAAGUGGAGAAAGCUCUUAAGGAGCGGAUGAUCCACUCUGUUAUGCCGCAGCUGGUGGCGGAUGAACUGAUGAAGCAGGGAGACGAGGAGAGCGAAAGCUCAGGGAAACGAUACAGCGCAGGUACGUGCUCUGUUGCUACAACAUCUGCCGCAGCCUCAUCCAGCCCGAAGUGCAACAAGCGUAAGAAAAACUCAAUCCCACGUGGACAAAUAAUUUUCAGACCCUUCAACAUGAAGCGCAUGGAGCUGGUCAGCAUCCUUUUUGCCGACAUUGUAGGAUUCACCAAAAUGAGUGCCAACAAAUCCGCCCAUGCCCUGGUUGGACUGCUGAAUGACCUGUUUGGUCGUUUUGACCGUCUGUGUGAGUUGACCCACUGUGAGAAGAUCAGCACUCUAGGAGACUGUUAUUAUUGUGUUGCGGGCUGCCCCGAGCCACGCACCGAUCAUGCGUACUGCUGUGUGGACAUGGGUCUUGGGAUGAUCCAUGCCAUUGAGCAAUUCUGCCAGGAGACGUCUGAGACCGUGGACAUGCGUGUUGGCGUCCACACUGGCACUGUGCUAUGUGGCAUUCUCGGAAUGAAGCGCUUUAAGUUUGACGUCUGGUCCAAUGAUGUCAACUUGGCCAAUCUUAUGGAACAGCUGGGCGUUGCAGGGAAGGUGCACUUGUCAGAGGUCACUGCAAGUUUUCUGGAUGACCGUUACGAGAAAGAAGAUGGAAGAGUGUUGGAACGUGCUGGGCAAAGUGUUAAUGACCAACUGAAAGGUUUGAAGACUUAUUUGAUCUCAGGUCGGAAAAUGGGCUCGCAGUGCUCGGGCUGGUCCCAGAUUAGUUUGGGGCGAGAUUUCGGCGAGAUGUUAAGUCCAUCGCCACACACACACACUCCAGACCUCACACACUCCGCCAUCGCAGAGUCUCUUUUACACGGCAAGUCUGUGUGCACGUCCUGCGGUGUCUCAGUAGAUGCUGGUGGGAAUCCGUUAGCAGACGAGGCAACUCGAAAUGGUUGCCAGGAUGAACAUAGGGCCAACAGUAGCAAGUUCCCUGCAGGCCGCAGCCCUAAAACUCUGAAUGGGCUGCUGAGCCCUAUGUGUGAGGAGGGCGUCAGAGUCAGCCAGUCCUCCCUGUGUGACAAACUACAGGACAAAGACAGGAGCUGGGCAGGAGGUCUAUCCACAGAAGGAGGCGGCUCUGGUUUGGACCACUCGGCUAUCCUCCCACUACGCUCCAAAAACUUCCGCGAGAAAAGCGAUGCACACUUUGUUGAAGUCAUAAAGGAAGACAGUCUGAUGAAGGAUUAUUUCUUCAAGCCGCCCAUUAACAAGCUGAGUCUGAACUUCCUGGAAAAACCUCUGGAGUCAGCUUACCGCACAAGCUACCAGGAGGAGGUGGUGAACCAUGUGCCGGUGCGGACAUUUGCGAGUCCUGUCUUCAGCUCUCUGCUUGAUGUUUUGCUGUCUUGCGCUGUUUUCCUCGCACUGACCAUCGCCUGCUUCCUGUAUCCCUUUGUUACCAUGGAGACACCCCGGGCAACCACACUUGGUCUGGUUAUCAUGGCAGCUCUAUUGGAAUUGGUCUCUCUCAUAAUGUCAAUCCGUAUGACGUUUUGCCUUGACGAACAGAAUUGUACUCGCUCUCUGCUGAAGCUGGUGUCUGGCUGGCUCCCACGUCAUGUGAUCGGGGCUGUGCUCGUGUCGCUUCCUGCUGUGUCCGUCUUCUCCCACCUAGCUUUCAGUAUGCAGCUGCCCAUCCAGGUGACCAUGUUCCUGUGCUGUGCGCUCAUUAUUGCCAUUAUCCAGUACUGUAACUUCUGCCAGCUGAGUUUCUGGAUGCGCUCUGCUCUGGCCACAGUAGUUGGGUUGUCUUUGCUCACCCAGCUCUACAGCGCAACCACCAGGCCAAGCACCACUGACAGCUAUCCAGCUUUUGGGAACAUGAGUAAUAUGAGCGCUGAAGUAGUUCAGGCAGGUGAGUUGGACUCGGCACCCACAGCCCUCGACCUGCUCGUCCCAGAGACUGUGCUCUCCUUCUUCCUUCUGAUGCUGCUGGUUUGGUUCCUCAACAGAGAAUUCGAGGUCAGUUACCGUCUGCAUUACCAUGGAAAUGUGGAAGCUGACAAGCAUCGCAUUAAGAUCCAGACCAUGCGAGAUCAGGCGGACUGGUUGCUACGUAACAUCAUCCCCAUUCAUGUUGCCGAGCAGCUGAAGAUGAACCAGAGUUACUCUAAAAAUCAUGACAAUGUUGGGGUCAUCUUUGCAAGUAUCGUCAACUUCAGCGAGUUUUACGAGGAAAGCUACGAGGGUGGCAAAGAGUGCUACAGAGUACUUAAUGAACUCAUUGGAGAUUUUGACGAACUGUUGCGCACACCUGCAUUCUCCAACGUAGAGAAAAUUAAGACCAUUGGUGCUACCUACAUGGCAGCAUCAGGAUUAAAUGCACAGCAGUGCCAGGAGCAAACACAUCCGCACGCCCACCUGCGUGCCCUCUUUGACUUUGCCCUAGAAAUGAUGCGUGUGGUGGAUGAUUUUAACAAGAACAUGUUGGGCUUCAAGUUCAAGUUGCGAACUGGCUUCAACCAUGGUCCCCUGACUGCCGGUGUCAUCGGCACUACCAAGCUACUUUACGACAUUUGGGGCGAUACGGUCAACAUUGCUAGCCGCAUGGACAGCACUGGGGUAGAGUGCCGUAUUCAGGUUAGCGAAGAAAGCCAUUGCGUGCUCAACAGAAUGAACUAUGCCUUCGAUUACCGUGGCACUGUGAAUGUGAAAGGUAAAGGGCAGAUGAGGACUUACCUGUACCCUAAACUGAAUGAGAUCGGACUUGGGUCCACACAGAGCCUGGAACUUCAACGCCAGGCCGAUGGCGCCAUUGGGCUUUUAGAUCCCAAUGCAUUUGCCAAUACAACAACAACAGCAUCCUCUGCACCACUAAAUCCUCCAUCCACCCCUCCCAAUGUUUCCUGUAUCAAUGGCCAUGGUGUGCCCCAAGGGCAGGUAUUAGGCACUUUUCAGAUUAACAAGGAGUUGCACCAAGGUACUAAUGAAGCUUUCCCUGUCCCUGAGCUCAAAGAAAAGGAUUAUGAGAGUCCUUAUCAAGCACCAUCACUCAGUGGUACACAACCUCCAUCAAUAGCACAACUGUACGCACCAUUAGCCAGACCAGAGACACCUUUACAAGAAGAGGAAGAAGCUGAUGAGCAUACAAAGCUCAGGGAAGUGGAGUGAUUAGGAAUUCCUCCUAACUUCGAGUGACUAGUGUUCCCUCUUCAAGAGCCUUAAAUAUUGAGGCUCUACUUCCUUCAAGGAGCUUUUCCGACCACAACUGUUGGAGUUCCAGCAACAUCAGGCUGUAAAGGGCAUCUGUUGAUAACAAACUUAAAUUAAGGAAAAGGGGUAAUGUAAGCAUCUGCUGUGUGGAUCACAGUGAAGCACAGAAUGGAGGAGGAAAAAUGAGCAGAGUUAAAAUUUCUGAUGUGUUCUCAUGUUUUUGCUGUGUUUUUUUUUUUUUUUUUUUUUUUUUUAUAAAGUGCCUUCUGGAUAGAUAUGUAAACUGAACAAGAUGGGUGAAAUGAUCAAAUCAAAGAGAUGUUUGAACAAACAUAUCAGUGUGGAGAGUGAAAAAUGCUGUUUUCCGUAAUGAAAUAAUUGAACCCCUUUUACCAUAUUAAUUGUUUUUUCUCUCAUUAUUUUCCUGUCUUUGAGACAAGAAAUCGAAAAAGUGCCAGUUGCCAAUGAGGAAAAGCAAUUACAGCCUAAUGUAUUGUGGGUAUUUUAAUGAAUAUACAAUGUAUUCAUUUCUUUGCUCUACUCUUAGUCACCUAUGUAGUGAUGAAGGUAAAGAUGGAUUGAAUGGGCACUUCUGUUCACAAUGCCCAUAUUAACAUUCAAUACGUCUGGCAGCAAACAAUGUAGCGUUUAAUCAAUGGGAGGCAGUUAUUCAUGCAUAAUAGGACCCUGAACUUUUAUAAUGAGAAAUGAGUGAAGCACAAUCAGCCUUAUUUGUUUGAAACACAAUCAGAGAGCAAAAACCGUGCUGAGCGCUCUCCAUCCACUUCAUUAGAUAACACAAGCGCCUGAUGGGUGUACCAUCAGAUCUGCAUUUGGAAAUUUACUGUAUAAUUUGACUCGCGAGUGCAUUGUGUUUGGAGGUUAAAUGCAAUUAUACUUGAUUUAAAUGUAUACAGUAAUCAUAGAACUGUGAUGUAAUCAACAUUUUUUGGCCCCAUUGAUUUACUGUAGUGUUCCUCAUAGUUGUAUACAAAUAGUCCCCUAUACCUUGUCUUGCAGUUCCAGAGCACAAAAAUGCUUAUAGAUUAUUUUCAUUUUUUAAUAGAAUGGCACUUAAGAAUAUUUAUCAUCUUUACACAGCAGGAUGACUAGCACUGUGUUUCCCCUAAAUAUAAACUCUCUAACCAAUGAGGCCUUAGAUAAGACAGUCCAAAAAUAGGGUGUACGUUUGAACAAAGACUUUUUUGCUAAAUUGCCUAAAAUGUAAGUAGUUUUAAAUGCAUUAAUAAUUUCAUUCAGUGCCUCAACCUUUUUCAUAUCAAACAUGCUUGCAGUCAAUGUAAUUUUUCACUGUGAUCUUGCCAGGAGCUGCUGAAUUGUUAUUGCCAUAGUUUUUAUUGACCACCACGCACUUGUGAUACCUGUUGUUCACUUCAUUGCCUUGAGUUGCAGUUUCUUCUGCCAUUUUUUCAGUAUAUUUGUAUCUUAAAACACAAUUUAUUUGUAAUUCUUGGUGUGUGACAGUAAUGAAAUGUGGUUAAUGUAUGACAGAGCAUGCCAAGCCUGUACUAGGAUUUGACUGCAGCUCUUUGAGUUUCAACCGUUUUGUUUGUCUGUAUCUGUUGUGGAAAAGAUUUUUUUACCCUUUAUGUGAUUUUUUUUUUCUUUCUAUUAUACAUUCAGAACACUAGAAAAUAAUUUGUUGUAUAUAUUGCAAUGUGUCAAACAUUUCAAUCAUACACUGCAAAAAAGAAUUUUAUUAGUAAUUUUGCCUUUUUUUCCUCUAGCAAAAAUAUCUUAACAUUCUUUAAACAAGAUACAUUUAAUUGAGUAGCAAAAUUAUGUAAGAUAUUUUGCCUUUGUUUAACAAAAUUAGGUAACGUUUAUGCUUUAUAACUAUAAAACAAAAAUUGCCAAUGGGUAAGGAAAAAAUGUUUUACAAUUGGGAAAUAGUUUUUUUUUUUUCUUGUUUUAAGCAUAAACCCCACUAUGUUUUGUUAGAUUGCUCUGAAAACAAGACGUAUGACAUGUCAUUCUGCUUCUCAUGUAAUUUAUUCCUUGUUUUAAGGAUGUUUAGAUAUUUUUACUGUAAAUAAGACAAGAACACUCAGUAAGAAAAUUAUUUUUUGCAGUGUUGCAGGAGGAAAAAAGCCAACAAGAGAUGAGCAGUAAAAAUAAGAUUUUACAGAGCAACCAGUAAUUUGUUCUCAAAAAAUUGAAAAAAAUCCAGUGCAUUUUUGGUGACUUUUUCCUCAUUUGUAAUGCCAGGUAGCUGAUUUUGGUGUCUGCAGUAUCCGGGUAUCUUUUGACACCACAGCUUUCAAAACAUCUGCAAAAUUAUGUUUUUGUAUCAUAUUAUUUCCUCUUUGAUGUGAAUUGUAAUUCCAGAUUUUUUUUUUUAAAUGUAUACUCUGUAUCUUUAAAUUGAACUUUUCGGGAUGGAAAAGGGAUUUGUUUUUGCUGUUAACUAAUUGUUUCAAUGUGCACUGCUUUAUAGCCAACACAUUCACCUAUGAGUUAUUGUAUCACUCCAUUGGCUAAAGAAGACCAGUGCUGACAGUAUUGAAUUACUUGUGCAUAAUAAUGUAUGUGGUUUUUGUAUUAAAUGCGUUCAUAUUUAUUAGGGCUGCGCAUGAACCAAUGUGCAGCCAAUGAGCCUAAUAUCAAAAGGGCAUAUUUAUGAAAGGGAGCCGCUUAAAGCAGGGAGAGGUGGUUCUUUACAUCUGUAUGAACUUAUCACCUCAAAUUCAGCUAAAUGUAAUGUAACAAGCACCUACUUUAAUUCUCUAGAAAGUAAUAUGGCCUAAACCCUAAAAGUGCCUCAGACUCAAAUCUACUUAAGCUUUUAAAGAUAUUUUGAAUAAUCCAAAAAGAAGAGUGAAGUUUUUUUUUUUUUUUUUACCCUUCCAUUUAGAUUUAUUUUGUGAAAGAGACCGGAGGCUUGCUUGCAGUUUAGAUGGUUUAUGUCAUUUCACAGUUUUUGCCAUUUCUGUACCAUUUAGUUUCUUUAUAAAUGAAAAUUGUAACGGGUUCAAAUUUAAAACAAGCAUAUUUAUAUUAAGAGUGCAAAUCUAAAAUGCACCAAACCAACUGGUUUUGGUGCUCAAGAGAGUUAAAAAAUGUGCCCUCAAAAAAUUGUUUAUCAUGCUUUGAUUAUCUGUUCAUUUAUUAUUGUGGGCUUUUCUUUGUGCCAUAUGGGGAAAAUGUUUGUGUAUACCAAAUAUUUUUUUGCAGUGUGGACAGAAGCUGCAAGACAGAGCUGUAGAAUGUGGGCAGGAUAUUUCUUUUCCAGCAACACAUGUUCUUCAAUAAUUUGUUCUUAUGCGCAUGAGUCACAGCGGGUAUUGAUUUAUUAGCCAUUAUAUUCAUGCAAAAGCGUAAUCUGUACAUUUGCACAGUGCACUCACUUUGUAUGUACAUAUCAUGUAUUGUUUUAUUUGAUGUUUAUUUUACAAAAUUGAUAAUACAUGUGCAUGUGCCAGAUUUUGAGCGUAGAGAAACAACAAAAAGAUAUCAGAAGUUGCCUUUGUGUCUGUUUUAUAUGUUAGUUUUACUGUCAACACAAAUGCAACCAAAUAUGCAAAACUUGGGAGGACCAAGUGGAAAGGUUUAAAAGAAUAUUCCGGGUUCAAUACAAGUUAAACUAAAGUACCAUAUGUCGAGUACCAUUU